Messenger RNA from Trichomonas vaginalis G3, 741 nucleotides. RefSeq names its product RNA splicing. The transcript has a single exon. Gene Ontology annotation, biological process: mRNA splicing, via spliceosome. The record is from RefSeq and is a predicted model, not a curated record. Bases 1 to 741 code for a protein of 246 amino acids. Lineage: Eukaryota; Parabasalia; Trichomonadida; Trichomonadidae. Gene Ontology annotation, cellular component: U2-type spliceosomal complex.
AUGUCAAUGAAAUUUCUCUCGAAGAAACGCUUCCAUCCGAGGCGUUUAGAUAACAUCAGAAAAGUUGCAGAGGCUGAAGCUAAAUAUAAAGAAGAGCAAACAAGGAUGGCUGAGCUUAGAAGAGAAAGAGAAGAAGAAAAAGAUUUGGAAGAGUUAAGAAAAGCACAAGAAGCAUCAGGCAGAAUUGAAAAAACAACAAGGAGAUUAGAAUGGAUAUACAAAGCACCAAUUAUACAGAAAAAAGGCGACGAAGAUGAAGAAGAUGAAGUCAGAGUUAAUCCAUUGCUUGAAAAACAACGUCCAGACGCAAUACUUCAAGAAAAACGUCAUGCUCAAAUGACUCAAAAUAACUUACCUGGAGCAAAAUUUUUAAUGGCAGUUAAUGAAUACAAAGGAGAUAAAGAUAUGAAGUUAAGAGAGGAUCCAUUUACUGCAAUAUUCAAUAAAAAGAGAGAAGAAGAACUAAGGAAAGCACAAGAACAAAAAUUAAUUGAACAAGCUGAACUAAUUAAAAACAAAAACUCACGAUCAAACAUUUCACAAUUAUACCCAUCAGAUGACGACGGAGAAAAUGAAAGCGAAUUAAAAUUGAAUCGGAAAAAUACAAUAUCAAGGCAAGAAGUCAAUAAAAAAUCUGACCAAUCGAAAGACUACAACAGUAGUGAUAGUAGUAGCGAUUCUUCCCAUAAUCAUCAUCGUCAUUCGCACCAUCACCAUCAUCACCACCAUUCUCGCCAUUAA